AACUAUUCAUUACUCAUAUUUGGAACAUUUUGAUAACAUGCUGUAUUCAUAUGUCAAUAUAUUUUCACGAGCGCUCACAACUUGUCGAAUAAAGUAAAGUAGUAAUUGUUAUGUGGAGUUGUAGUAGUGCACACGCGAAUGAUAACAGUUGACGGAGAUAGUGUAAGUGUUUGUUUACUGAUUAAACUAAUACAGAUAACCCGUGGCAAUGGACGAAUAAUUUACGAUAAAAACUUCAAGACUACACUCAAUUUUGAACCUUUCACAUUUGGUAUACGGUUUGAAUUGGAACAGCAAGAUGGAGAAAACGAAGCCUUCAGCGCCUCCUAUUCACACCAUAUCUGACAACUAUAGCUCAAAAAUCGAGCUAGCUUACAAUGGAUCUAGAGAAGACUUGGAUCCUUACAUACCAUCUGCGCACAGACCUAUCGGAUCGAAUACUUCGAGUUUUGGUGCCUUAGCUCACUUGCUGAAAGCAUCUCUCGGAUCUGGAGUGCUGGCGAUGCCUCUCGCCUUCAAAAACGCUGGUCUUGUGGUCGGCAGCAUCGGAACCCUCAUCAUCGGCUUCGUGUGUUGUCAUGUUAUACAUGUCCUGGUAAAAACGUCACAGCAGCUAUGUGUGGAACUUAAAAGGCCAUCGCUGGGAUACGCGGAUACUUGUGACUUAGUAUUCCAACACGGACCGAAACCAGUGAGGAAGUUUGCACCGUUCGCUCGGGAGCUUGCAGAUUGGGCGUUAGCAUUAACACACAUGGGUGCCUGCUGUGUUUAUGUUGUGGUCAUUGCGGAAUCAUUUAGACAAGUAUCAGUAGUCUACGGAGGUCCAAACUGGUCGGUGACAGUGUACUGCGGGCUGACCCUCGUGGUACUGAUACCGCUCACUCAGAUCACCAAACUGAAGUACUUGGUGCCGUUCUCAGCGCUCGCGAACUUCGUGUGGCUCGGAUCUAUCUGUAUCUCCAUAUACUACUGCUUGAAAGACCAGCCCAGGAUCGCUGAUAGGAACCUGGUUACCUCCAUCAGUGGGAUCCCUACGUUUAUUAGUACAAGUCUGUUCGCGAUGGAGGGUAUUGGCGUGGUGAUGCCCAUUGAGAACGAGAUGAAGAAGCCACAGCACUUCCUGGGUUGUCCAGGAGUCCUGAAUGUGGCCAUGACAGCCAUUGCCGUGAUGUACGGCUUCGUCGGAUUCACUGGCUACCUGAAGUUUGGAGAGGAAGUCAGGGGAAGCUUGACACUUAAUUUGCCGCAGGAUGAAGUUCUGGCGCAAACGGCGAAGAUCUUGGUGGCCUGUGUGAUGCUGCUGUCCUUCGCUCUUGUAUACUACGUACCAGUUGACGUCGUGUGGAGGAAGGUGCAGGACAAGAUCCCUGCGCGAGGACACCGGUGGGCCUUGGCUGGUGUCAGAUUCGUUGGCGCGUGUUUCUUAGUGGGAAUCGCCAGCGCCGUACCAAGACUGGAACUCUUCAUGGAGCUGGUGGGAGCCGUGUGCCUGUCCGUCAUGGGGCUCCUCCUCCCAGCCAUCGUGGAGACCGUCUGGCGGUGGAACAAGGACGUAACCCUUUGGUCCUUCGUCGUCUGGAAGAACGUCGUCAUAGGAGUCUUCUCCCUGGUGGCCAUGUUCUCCGGAGUCACGUAUGCCAUCAUGGCAAUAGUUGAAGAACUGUGAUUUUAUAGCUAUAUUUAUGUUAUUCCAUUCUCAUUGACGUAUUAUAACUCUCGCUGUAAAUAAUUUAAUAAAGUAUUUAAUUUUU
Molecule: messenger RNA, 1751 nt
Organism: Trichoplusia ni (cabbage looper)
Lineage: Eukaryota; Metazoa; Arthropoda; Insecta; Lepidoptera; Noctuidae
Product: proton-coupled amino acid transporter-like protein pathetic
Exons: 10
Coding region: 299-1666 (455 amino acids)
Biological process (GO): amino acid transmembrane transport
Cellular component (GO): vacuolar membrane
Molecular function (GO): amino acid transmembrane transporter activity
Source: RefSeq, a predicted model, not a curated record